AUGGAGCGGAGGCCGUCGGUCAGGGCCUUCAACGCCGCCGCGGCCAUGGGUUCGUUCAGCUUGGUAUAUAGUUUUCCAGCCGGCCGCCGGUGGUGCGGUGACGCCACCUGCCGCGGGCUGCUGUUCUAUGCCUUCUCUGGCAUUCGCGCCGCGCGCGUCAGCGUCGACGGCGUCUGGGGCGAUCUGCUGGCCAGACGCGCGUUCCUGCUGCUAUCCCCUGACUGCUGGCUGCCGCGCCGUGCGCCAGAGCCGAGGUGCUCCUCCAGAGUGCUCGCCUUGGCGAUAGGAAAGGACAUCUGGCUUGCCAGUGAGUCCAAGGCCGUCACGACUCGGGCGUCACAAGCCUGCGCCGUGCUGCGGGUUGGCCAGAACAGCCGCCGGAGGUGCGGGAACGCCACCGUCCAGCGGCUGCUGGCCUGGCUCCGCGGCCGCGGGCGCAGAAGCACUGGCCAGAAGGAAUUCGUCCGAAGGGUCUUUCCGAUCUCCCAGAAGAUUUUCAAGGAGAGGCCGGUGCCGAAGCGCAGCGUGCUCAUGGCGAUCGCUGCCGCAGCCGACCUGGCUGCUUCGCCGCCGCGCUGCGCCAGCAUAGCGGCCGCCUCCGCCAAGGCGACGGUCAUGCGCCAGCUCGUCGCGCACGGUCACGGCGCAAUCCUCGUGCACGCCGCUGCGGCACUCGACGCGCAUCAGGGCCCGCAGCUGUUCACAGAAUUUGAGUCGAUUUCCUGCCUCGCGUUGAACAUCAAGAAAACGGUGUUCAUCCCGUUGUGGAAGUACGCAUCUGAGUCCAACGUCAGAGGCCUAAUCCGGGAAUCAGCGCCGGCUUGGCGCGACAUCGCAGUGUGUUCAGCGGGCAAAUACCUUGGAUUUUGGAUUGGACCUGGUGCCGGCCUCAAGUCGUGGGAGAAGCCGGAUCUCUACAGCUUGAGGGAAACGUUCGGCUUCAAGUACUCGUUCACGAAUAUACAUUGCGUCGCCUUGGCAGCGAAACUUCGGGUCAUCGACCAAGUGGCACCAGACUGCCGCGAACGAUGCCAAGAACUUGAACAGUUGGACGACAGAUUCCUCACUGGUCCGUUUGGUACGUUCCGGAGUUUGCAUGUUGCUGAAUACUUUGCGCGCUUCGCUCGGGCGGAACAUGUUGCUGAAUGCUCCGGAGUGGCUCGCCGCAAAGUCCGCGCACUGGCAGACAAGGCAGCCCAGGGGGCCGGCGUGCACUUCCAGGCCAUAGUUGCUGACUUGGUCAAGAAAGCGCUUUACCCUGCGCCGGCGCACCGUCUCCCGCACAAGCUGUGCAGGUGGGGCUUUGGGGUGCCUGGAGACGUUCUGGCAGGCCGGGUCUCGCGGGCAUUCCACAUCGUGCACUCUUGGGUGCCCGCCGAGGGUUGCGGCAUCAUACUUACGUACGAUUUACAACGACUGGCCCUGGCGAUCUACGGGGUGUACCGCACCACGAACCACGUCCGGUUCCACGGGGGUCUAUAUCUCAAGGACACCAUCCUUACGGACGAUUUCGAGCUCGACCAAGACUCGGAGUCGAGGAGAAGAUUGAAGGAUACAACUAGGAAGCUCCGCGAGGGAGAGCUGCUAGAGGUAUACGAGUGGCCCAGGAAAGAGGAGAAGUCCGGGCUGUUGCGGAUGAAGGCCAAGGUGAAAGGCGACGGAGCCGUUGGUUGGGUGACCACGGAGGGAAACCAGGGCACCGCAUAUUGCGAG
Molecule: messenger RNA, 1713 nt
Organism: Prorocentrum cordatum
Lineage: Eukaryota; Dinophyceae; Prorocentrales; Prorocentraceae
Source: the annotation of a GenBank genome assembly